Molecule: messenger RNA, 630 nt
Organism: Medioppia subpectinata
Lineage: Eukaryota; Metazoa; Arthropoda; Arachnida; Sarcoptiformes; Oppiidae
Source: the annotation of a GenBank genome assembly
AUGGCAUUUGUCGGAAACAUAACUCAUGUGAUCUUUGAUUUGGACGGAACCCUCAUUGACACAGAACUCUGGGGUUUGACUAAUGUUAACAAAAUUCUGGCCACUUAUGGUCACUCAUUGUCGCAGCAAACGUACGGCCAAUACAUCGGUUUCACACCUUUUGAUAGGUGUAAACGUAUUAUCGAUGACUUGGCGUUGGAUUACGACAACCAAAAGUUUCUCAAUGAUUGGAUCAACGAAUGCCUUAAGACAGUGACAACAAUACAACUGAUGCCUGGAGUGCGACGGCUUGUGGAGCACCUGUACUCACACGGCAUACCACUGGCCAUCGGCACAGCCGGCAAACGGGCCGAGUAUUACCCAAAGACCGCACAUUUGGAGGACCUGUUUGUUGAGGGAAAGUAUUUCUCACAUGUGGUUCACGGCGACGACAAACGGGUGAAGAGGUCUAAACCAUUUCCCGAUCUCUUCCAAGUGUGCGCUUCACUCUUCACGCCAUCGCCUGAACCCAUAAUCUCUCGGACGCGACAAGUGUUGGCCGACUUUGCGAUGUCGUGCGACGACAACGGAAGGCUUAUAUUGAAACCGAGACAAACCGUGAAGAACACUAUCGAACACUUGAAGAUCUGA